Aphanomyces astaci is the source of this 3198-nucleotide messenger RNA. RefSeq lists its product as hypothetical. NCBI's taxonomy places the organism in Eukaryota, Oomycota, Saprolegniomycetes, Saprolegniales, Verrucalvaceae. Gene Ontology annotation, molecular function: protein binding; ATP hydrolysis activity; ADP binding. The transcript has 3 exons. The coding region runs from base 45 to 3137 and encodes 1030 amino acids. The record is from RefSeq and is a predicted model, not a curated record.
GGAAAAUCAAUAGUUUGGAGCGGCGUCCACGAGUUCAUGCGAAGAUGACUGUGUUGGACGACAUUCGGUUGCUUUUGCGCUCGAUAUGUGACUCACCAUUGCAAAAAUCGCUGGAAGAGCAUAUGGAGUACAUCAGCAUCCUUCAAAUGCAAGCCGCAGCGAUCUUGUCCGUGCUGGACGCGGCGCCUUCCAGCAGUGACAGGUCGGACCUCUUGAGCGACACCAUGAGUCUACUCUCCGUGGAUCCAAGUGCUCCUCAUGAACAUUCGCUGCACACAGACCUGGACGUCGCAGUUUUGCAUGCGUCGCCGUUCCUCCUCCAAUUGCCCGACAAGCGGUAUGUUCCAUUACCUGAACUCAACAUCAAGCAAGAGCAGCAUCGUCUUCACCGCAUUUUCGCCGACUCGAACCGUGCGUUGCGUACGAUCCAUGGCGUGAUGUCGGUCGAUACGUUGCGGAAGGUGCUGGACCGGAAUGCGACCGUUCUUCAUUUCAGUGGCCACGGCGGCGGCGACGGUCAGCAGGACUUUCUCGUGUUUGAAGACUGCAACGCCACUGGUCUGGGCCAUCUCAUUGAUUCCCCGACGUUGCAAUCCAUCCUGUGUAGCGGACUGCCAUCCCCGUCCCUCAAGCUUGUGUUUGUGUCGUCCUGCCAUUCUCGUCAAGUGGGCGAAGUGUUCCUUCGCGCCGGGGUCCAGCACGUGGUCUGCGUCAAGCAGAACGAAAAGAUCCUCGACGAAGUCAGCAUCAUGUUUGCCCAGGCAUUUUACCACGCGAUUCUUCAUGGAAGAACUGUACCCCAAGCGUUUGCGAUUGCCCAAUCCCGCGUUCGAGCCGAAACCAACAGCCAGCUCAAGUUCGAGAGCGGCAAGUUCGUGCUGCUCCAACGAUGCAGUUGUGCUGCCUUGGAACGCCCGAACGACUGCAAAUGCGUGUUUGAACCUCUCUUUUUCGACGUGCCCCAAGGCAAGUUCUUCAAUUUGCAGCUGCACGACGCCCAGAAACGCCAUUUGCUGCCAGCCUUGCCUCCCAUAGUACUCGGUCGAGAAAUGGAACUGCACACGCUGGCCACAUUGCUCCACGCCCCAGGUGGCCUCGUGACCAUCCGUGGAGCUCCUGGCAUUGGGAAAAGCACCGUAGCGCUCAAGCUGGCCCACUUCAUGCAGGAGCGGCAAGUGUUUGAAGACGGCGUCGUGUACUGCAACGUCCGGGGCCUCACAACCGUGGAAUCCCUCGAAGCGUCCAUCCGGUCCACGCUCUUGGUCGAGGACUCCAUGCCUGUUAACGCCCCGCUGCACACGCUGCUGCACCACACGCUGGUGAUCGUAGACCACGUCCAAGACAACCUGUCGUUCCAGCACUUUGUCGUCAAGUUACUGUCGCAGUGCCCCAGACUCAAGCUCGUCGUGACCUCCACUCAAGCGUUCGACAUGACCGACGAAAAGGUCGUGGAGCUGCAUCGCCUGUCGUCGUCCCAAGCCGCGCGUCUCUUCCUAAAGAAGUCUCCUCGGGCAUGCCAUCACCUCGACUUUCCAGAAGUGAUCACACGGCCGUUGGACGUCGAGCUCAUGCACCACCCGCUCCUGGCGUACUUGGACGGCCACCCCCAAGCCAUCGCCCUCUGCGCGUCGCUCCUCCAGGACAAGACGCUGCCGGAACUCACCCACGCCAUCUGCUCCCAAACGGCGUAUCUUCCGCCCCUCAUGACGUCGCUCCAAGUGGCGAUUGGGUCGCUCACUGACCCAGACACGCUGCGGUUCUUUGCGCUGCAGGGGUACCUCCCGGCAGGGGCCCUCGCGUCGGACUUCCGCGCCAUGUUUGGCCGCGACUGGGAGCGCCACGCCAGCGUCCUUUGCCGGUACUCUCUCUUGCAGAAGCAACACCACUUUCCCAUCAAGUGCAAACCAAGGCAAAAGGACAUCCACCACGAAGCCCUGCUUUCGGCCUUGCAACACUAUGGGGAAUUCGUCAGCGGAUCCACCCGCAAGAGUGCGCGGUCGCCGCUCGAGCGCAGCCGCACGUCCAUCGAGGAGGCGCUGCAGAAGACGCUGUCCCACGCCCACCUGCAGAGCCUGUCGCUGCUGUUUUCGACGUUUCCGUUCAUCACGAGCUACGCCCGGCGGUGGGUGCGCCCCCCCGACGCCAUCCGGUGGACAGCGCACUUCGCUAAGUCCAUGCGAUGGACCCACCAGUACAUCGGCACGUUUUCUCCGUUUUCGAACGCCGCGUACUUGAUUUUGGACAUCCACGAAGCGAACGCGUGGAACUGCCUCGAACGAUUCGACCAAGCCAGCUGCGACGUACCCAACAACAACCAACCCACUGAAACGUCAGACCACGAGAGCUCGGACAGUCCGAACCAGGUCACGCCCGACGAAACGUCCGCCGGACAGUCGGGGGAGAAGCCCCCCCUUCGACGAAGGAAGCGGCAGCCCAAGUGGGCGUCGGCCACGGCGUCCCUCGCGUGCUACUUUGCCCACACUUUGUUUCUGGCGGGUCGACACGAAGGCGCGGUUCGAGCUCUAAAGAGUGGGCUCGACAUCGCCAAAGAGCACGGACUCAAGGUCGCCCAAGCCAAUCUGACCAAACUCUGGGCCACCAUCUUGGUCCAGGACAAGAAGUUCGAAGAAGCCAAGGUCCAGUUCGGGUUGGCGCUUCUACUCUACCGGGCCGGGGACAGCAAAGUCGGCCAAGCGUCGACGUUGACUGGCAUUGGCAUGGUGCACUCCCGCCUCGGCAAUCUGAGGGCGGCACACUCGGGCUUUUCCAAGGCCCUCGCGCUGUACGAGUGGAGCAACCACAUCCUCGGACAGUUGAACUGCCACCAACGACUCGGCCACCUCGAGAAAAAACUGAAAAUGGGCGAUGAGCUGGAGCUGACUCAGCAUUACGCCGCCAGUCGUCGGUUGCAGGGCGACUUGAACAACAGAAAGGAGGACGAAUUCGUUCGAUGGGUUGGCCACGAAAUGAGUUUGCUGCUGGAAAUCCCCGCGGACAUGGCAAAGAGGACCCCAAGUAAAGUCAAGAUUGAGGACGACAAGCAAGGCGACGACGAAGAAGUGAGCAGUUUUGCACGGCGGAAGAGCUACGACAGCACCCGCCGACGCCCCAGCGGUGGGACCAAGAUCGUCGUUUAAAUCGACGAGUGAUCAUAACGUUAUGUUUACAGUACGUAUUGUAACGUUAAUAGUGCUUUCG